CACAGGAGUACUUGCAAGUUGCAAUCGUAUUUUGUCUUUAUUUAUACAUCUCUUUUAUUUCUGCGCUCAACUCAAAAUGCAGUGCACAGCAACUCCAAAAUCUGCCUCCAUGGAAACCGAAGAGAAGCCUCCUUCUCCUUCUUCCUCUUUACACAUAGUCAUGUUUCCAUGGCUGGCCUUUGGCCAUCUCCUACCCUUCCACCACCUAUCAAAAUCCCUCGCUCUCUCCGGCCACAAAGUCUCCUUCCUUUCCACCCCAAGAAACCUCUCCAGGCUACCCAAAACACCCCUCAUUCACCUCGUCAGCCUCCCCUUCCCCGCCGUCGAAAAUCUGCCACCGGAAGCAGAGUCUUCAAUGGACAUUCCACACCAAAAAGCCCAGUUCCUGAAGAUUGCCUUCGACCUUCUUCAAACCCCAUUGCUCCAUUUUCUGGAAACCACAACCCCAACUCCAGAUUGGAUCGUCUAUGACUAUGCCUCCCAUUGGCUUCCCGGAAUCUCAUCCAAGCUCAACAUCUCCUCUGCCUAUUUCAGCAUCUUCUCCGCCGCUACCAUGGCUUUCACCGGCCCGCCGUCCCUCUUACUGAACGGCGGGAGAGACACCAGUCCGGAGUCUCUCUGCGUCGUUCCCAGCUGGAUACCUUUCGAAUCCGACAUCGCCUACCGGCCGCAUGAGAUCGCCAAGUACGCAGAGGGCGCCGUCGGGAACGAGUCCGGUACGCCGGACACCGUCCGGUUCGGUUUGGCCGUCGACGGGAGCGAUCUCGUGUUGUUCAGAACCUGUGUCGGGUUUGAACCGGAGUGGCUCGAUCUGAUUCGCGACCUUUAUCACCCGAAGCCGGUGAUACCCGUUGGCGUUCUGGCUCCCGAACCGGGACCGGACGCUGACCCGGCGUGGACGGAGGUCAAAGGGUGGCUGGACGAGCAACGAGCCAACUCGGUGGUUUACGUCGCGCUCGGGACCGAGGCGACGCUGAGUCAAACAGAGCUCACCGAGUUGGCUCUGGGUCUGGAGAAAUCCGGCCUGCCUUUCUUUUGGGUGCUGCGAAACCCGCCCGGAUCAACCGGAGAUUACGCCGAGAAGAUGCUCCCGGGAGGGUACAGAGAGCGAGUCAGAGGGGUUGUGACUACCCAGUGGGUCCCACAGGCUAGCAUACUGAGUCAUGAGGCGAUUGCGGGUUCCCUGACUCACUGCGGGUGGAGCUCGGUGAUAGAAGGGCUCGCCGGCGGGCAUGUUCUGAUCAUGCUGCCGGUGAUGAACGAUCAAGGGCUGAACGCGAGGCUGUUGGCGGGGAAGAAAGUGGGGGUGGAAAUACCGAGAAACGGGAGCGACGGGGCGUUCACGAGUCAGGCGGUGGCGGACACGGUGAGGUUCGCGGUGGCGAGUGAAGAAGGCGAGCUGAUACGCGCGAAUGCAGGGAGGAUGAAGGGAGUGUUUGGGGAUGGGAAAAGAAAUCAGAGUUAUAUUGACGACUGUGUUGCUUAUUUGGUAAAGCACAUGAAGCAUUGAUUCGUUGGUAAAGAACCAUUUGUGUAGUAAUGAAAAUUAAUAAAGUUAAAAUUAAGUUUCUAAUUGACUUGAUUAAAAUGAUGAGUUUCGUCAUAUAAACUCUAUUUUUCUAUCAUUAUGUUGACAUAGGCUAUGUUUGGCAGGCAUAAGUUUCUGUCUUCUACCUUUUGUAUUGUUCAAAAAGUCUCUAAAAGCUUCUAGUUGUAUGUUUGACAUGACAAUUUUUAAGAGCUUUUCA
This is a messenger RNA of Cuscuta epithymum, 1748 nucleotides long. NCBI's taxonomy places the organism in Eukaryota, Viridiplantae, Streptophyta, Magnoliopsida, Solanales, Convolvulaceae. The record is from the annotation of a GenBank genome assembly.